CUUAUCUCUUCUAUCUCUGCCCUUGACACAUUUCGUGCCACCUAUCGCUGCUAUCUUGUGUCUGUCUGCAUCAAAUGGCGGUGCCCUAUCUCCCCGAGUACGAGCAGGAGGAGACGGUGAUGCACCUCCCCCCGGCGACGCCGCACCAUCUGCGCGAACAUGGUCUAGAACCCGCCAACUCGCCCUUCGCGGGCCGCAUCGGCGCCAACCAGGACUUCGUGCUGGAUCGCAGCGACCCUAAGAACCUGGCGGAGCUGGACCGGGUGCCCGACGCGGCGCCGUGCAUGAACGCGCAGGAGAUCUUCGAUCUGCGCGGGUUCCUGUCGCCGGAUCUGUGGAAGUUCGCCAUGUUGGAGUGUGUCGCCAGCAUGCUGAACACCUUCAUCUCCGCCUGGGUGACCACGCACCCGUACGCGCCCAUGACCGCCUCGACGGCGGCCUCCGGCGUUUAUGGGACAGUCACCUUCUUCUCCCCGGUCUUCGGCGGCCUAACCAACCUCCUCCUCACACCGCUCCUCAUCUACACCUUCUCCCCCAGCUCCGGCGGGCACAUCAACCCCCUCAUCACGCUGGCCACCUUCUUCGCGCGCAUCAUCUCCUUCCCCCGCGCGGUGCUCUACAUCCUCGGCCAGACGCUGGGCGGCGCGCUGGCCGGGUUCGCGCUGCACGCCGCCUUCGGCGACCGCAACAUCACGGUGGGCGGGUGCUACAUCGACACGACCCAGGUGCCGGUCACGAGUGGGCUGGUGAUUGAGUUCUUCGCGUGUUUGAUUAUCGUGUGGCUGUGUUUCGGGGUCGCGUUGGAUCCGAGACAGGCGAAGGUGUUUGGGCCGGCCGUGGGGCCGUGGUUGGUGGGGGUGGUGGUGGGUGUGAUCACGUGGGGUACCUCGUUUACGCGGACGGGAUACAUUGGGGCGAGUGUUAAUCCGGCCCGGUGUUUCGGGGCGUACGUGGCUUCCGAGUUUCCGGGAUAUCAUUGGAUUCAUUGGGUCGGUCCACUGGCGGCCUCGGUGGCGCACGGGUUGGUGUAUUUCGUGGAUCCCCUGUGGAAGGAUCCCCGAUCCAAGUCGUGA
Aspergillus uvarum CBS 121591 is the source of this 1073-nucleotide messenger RNA. RefSeq names its product aquaporin. The transcript is spliced from 4 exons. Gene Ontology annotation, molecular function: water channel activity. The record is from RefSeq and is a predicted model, not a curated record. Gene Ontology annotation, biological process: transmembrane transport. Gene Ontology annotation, cellular component: plasma membrane. Lineage: Eukaryota; Fungi; Ascomycota; Eurotiomycetes; Eurotiales; Aspergillaceae. The coding region runs from base 75 to 1073 and encodes 332 amino acids.